Messenger RNA from Trypanosoma grayi, 1167 nucleotides. RefSeq lists its product as hypothetical. The transcript has a single exon. Bases 1 to 1167 code for a protein of 388 amino acids. NCBI's taxonomy places the organism in Eukaryota, Euglenozoa, Kinetoplastea, Trypanosomatida, Trypanosomatidae. The record is from RefSeq and is a predicted model, not a curated record.
AUGGGAACGUUACUUAGGUGUUUGCUGUUUCUUGUGCUUGCGGCGGCUCUCGGAGAGUGUCAAGAUCAGGUGGCGCUCCCGUUUACACGUCAGAUACUCCUCCGAGGCAUUGGAAAUGUAACCUUGAACUCCACAUUUAAUGAAUUGGUCACACAGUAUCUCAACGUGGCUAUUGAUCCAAGGAAAGUGUUUACAAACUCGUUUGCGCAUCAGCCAGAUGUGGUUAUUGUCGCCAGUCAAUGGUUUACAGGUAGCCCAGAUGAAGUUAUGACUGAUAUUGAGGCUUUAAAUGGCAUCUUUGAUGGCUGGUCAACUGUACCAGAUGCUCAAUUGAUUGACAACCUGAACCAAUUGAGCUUGAAUGAGUUUGGGAGGCAACCUGCAAGGUUCGAAUUUACGAACGUUUGCGAAUAUCAAAACGAUGUGGUGAGUGUGAAUUCUUUGGAUUUUGGCUUUAACAAUCUUACCCUUUCGAUUGCUAUGCAAGAAAACCCUAGAGAACGUCUGGUUAUGAAGCUCUGUCAAAUUUUUUCGAUGCAGGAUUGCUCUCUUAUAACAUUAGGAUUCAUCGAUUUCGUCAAUCAACUGUUUUUCGCUCAUGUGACAGUGACAACACCUGACAGGAGUGAGCUCUUGUUGGAGCUUGUGGAUCAUCUUAGAUAUGCUUCGACUCUGCUCUCAGAGCGGAUCGUUUCUGUCGUGGUAGAGGACGUAAGUGUAUACUCUCGGCCCAGCUAUCCGGCUCUCACCUACCAUGGGGAUGUUUCUUCUUGUCUACCCCAUUAUUGGUUCUUGAUCUUCUUGAUUCUGCUGAUUCCUGUGAUUCUUAUAGGUGCGCAGCGAUUGUACUACUGUGGGGAGGAGUCAGGAAAGAAGUCAAUCCGUAAUACAGAGUGGGAUAUCCGUGGGGGCGUUCGAUACAAAGAACGAAUUCAGACACAGUUGGGCGGUAGAAUGCAACCCCUUCCGUCUGUGUAUUCAGGGCCUAUGCACUCAGGGAAUCAGUACUCUGGCGAUGGCAGACAGUACAUGGUGUGGCAGGAGGACCAUGGAACGCAGCAGGGGUCCCAGCAGGAUCAGUCCGUAUAUUAUGAUACAAACAGCAAUUGGCAAUACACUGGGGUAAAUCAAAACCAGCAACUCUACUCUGUUGUUGGCCGGAAUUAG